UAAUAACUGUACAUAGAUAGUCAGGGUGUCAAAGAUUCUCAAAAGCCAAAAUUCUCGAACAUGGCAGAAAUAAGCUUAGAACGAGCUCAAGAAUCCAUUGUGAAUCGACAACAGGAAUUGAAAGCUUUCGAUGAAACAAAAUCAGGAGUGAAAGGGCUGGUAGAUUCGGGCUUGUCAAAGAUUCCAGCGAUUUUCAUCGACGAACAGUACAAGCUUGAGAGAAACAACGUCCAUAACCAGAAACCUGGAAGCCCCACCAACAAUGACGGAAUCCCAAUCAUAAACUUGACCGGCGUCGACGAUGAUCCAAAUUUACGUCGCGAAAUAGUGAAGAAAGUUGGAGAAGCUUGCGAGAAAUGGGGUUUCUUUCAAGUUAUCAACCAUGGGAUUCCGUUGGCGACUACGGAUGAAAUGAUAAAUGGGGUUCGCAGGUUUCAUGAACAGGAUGACAAAGCUAAGAAAGAGAUUUAUUCUCGAGAUUAUUCCAAGAAAGUGUACUAUAACAGUAACAUCGAUCUUUACAAGGCGGAAGCAACCAAUUGGAGGGAUACUUUAUCUUGUGUUAUGGCACCUCGCCACCCUCUUCCUCAAGAACUGCCUGCGGUUUGCAGAGAUAUAAUGAUAGAAUAUUCAAGCAAAAUGAUGCAAUUAGGGCAGACUUUGUUAGAAUUGAUGUCGGAAGCCUUGGGUCUGAAUUGGAGUUAUUUGGAAGAUAUUGGGUGCGGUGAGGGAUUGUUUGUGAAAGGCCAUUACUAUCCACCGUGCCCUGAACCGGACUUGACAUUGGGCACCAGCAGUCACACCGAUAACAGCUUCUGCACCGUAGUUUUACAAGAUGAAAUCGGCGGACUUCAAAUCCUCCAUCAAAAUCAAUGGCUUGAUAUUAAUCCUGUCCGUGGAGCUCUUGUUGUAAAUUUGGGCGAUAUGAUGCAGUUAAUAACUAAUGACAAAUUUGUAAGUAUUGAGCAUAGAGUGCUUGCUAAUAAAAAAGAUCCAAGAAUUUCAGUAGCAAGUUUCUUUAGAACACAACUUCCACCAGAGAAUACCUCGAGGCUUUAUGGACCAAUCAAGGAGUUGACAUCUCAAGAAAACCCUCCACUUUAUAAGGAGACUACCAUGAAAGACUUUGUGUCAAACUACUACUCGAAAGGAAUUCAUUGCAAAUCUCUCCAAUACCUUAGGUUAUGAGUUGUUGGUGAACUUAAUCCAACUACUUUCAAGUGCCAAAUUGUUUUGGAACUAUUUGAGUCCAAAAUUUUACUUCUGAAAUGAAUUACGUGUUUGUAGAUUAUUGUGUUGUUUGUAAACUUAAUCAAAUUACUUUUAAGUUUAUUUCCAUCUUUCAAGUGUCAAAUCAUUUUGGAACUAUUCGAGUCUAAAACUUUAUUUCAAUAAGACAAUGAAAUAAUUUAUGUAUUUAUAGAUUA
This is a messenger RNA of Gossypium raimondii (Peruvian cotton), 1427 nucleotides long. RefSeq names its product 1-aminocyclopropane-1-carboxylate oxidase homolog 1. The record is from RefSeq and is a predicted model, not a curated record. NCBI's taxonomy places the organism in Eukaryota, Viridiplantae, Streptophyta, Magnoliopsida, Malvales, Malvaceae. The transcript has 3 exons. Bases 61 to 1188 code for a protein of 375 amino acids.